CGGUUGCUAGGGGGGCUUUUUUUUCCUCCAACUCAUUCCCGGCCUCGGCCUCGGCCUCUGCCCUGAACUUGCCGGCCCGCCUCGCCGUCUGAUUCCGUCCCGUAGUUGUUGCUGCUCGGCCCCUCACUCUCUCCCUGUCGAGACUAUGUGGGAAUUACAGGAUGCCCAGUGGAAAGAAAUUUAAACCUACCAAAUAUAUCCCGGUGUCGACAGCCGCUGCCUUGCUAGUGGGAGCCACCACCUUGUUCUUCGCCUUCACGUGUCCUUGGUUAACAAAAGAAAUCUCUCCGGCAAUUCCAGUCUACAAUGGCGUCGUGUUUCUUUUUGUUUUGGCAAACUUCAGCAUGGCAACAUUUAUGGACCCAGGAAUCUUUCCACGAGCUCAUGAAGAUGAGGAUAAGGACGAUGACUUUCGAGCUCCACUCUACAAGAAUGUGGAAAUCAAAGGAAUCCAAGUACGGAUGAAAUGGUGUGCAACAUGUCAUUUUUAUCGGCCACCCCGAUGUUCUCACUGCAGUGUGUGUGAUAACUGUGUUGAGGAUUUUGAUCAUCACUGUCCAUGGGUGAACAACUGUAUAGGACGAAGAAAUUACCGCUACUUUUUCCUCUUCCUCCUCUCCCUUAGCACGCACAUGGUUGGAGUGUUUAUUUUUGGGCUGAUUUAUGUUUUAAAUCAUAUUGAAGAGCUUUCUGCCCCACGUACUGCCAUCACCAUGGCUGUCAUGUGUGUAGCAGGUCUUUUCUUCAUUCCUGUUGUGGGUCUAACGGGAUUCCACAUGGUUUUAGUUGCCAGAGGGAGGACAACAAACGAACAGGUAACAGGUAAAUUUCGAGGUGGUGUAAACCCAUUCACCCGCGGAUGCUGUGGUAACGUGGAGUAUGUACUUUGUAGUCCUUUAGCUCCCAGGUACAUAGUUGACUACAAAAAGAAAGACUUGGUAAUGGUGAAAUCUCCUUUUGUUAGACUUCAGUUGUCUGAAAAACAAAUUACACUCAAGAUAAAUGAUAAUGGAAUUCAGGGCAAUCUGAAUAGGACCAAGUCCAAAGGAAGUUUGGAGGCUUUGGAUGUUCAAUCAACAGAAGUCGAGCCCCCGCUCCCACCUAAACUAGGUCCAAGCAAAUAUGCAAACCUUAAAAACCAACUCGGUACUUCAACCAACGAAGAUAGUGGUCUCUCAUCCAAGCCCAUCAACCCACCCACUCCUGCCAUGUUUAAGUAUCGACCAGCACUCAGCAGUUCAGGUGCAAACCCCAAAGUUCUCUACCAUGCUGCUAGUGAGAAGAUUUCCAUGCAGGAGGGACAUAAAGAGGCACCUAUUAUGGAGGAGUGCAGCAGAGCCCACGACUACAGGUCCGAGCCAAAUCUCGAUAUCCCCGACUACCGGUCGCCAUCACUUCACAAGACUUACCAGUCAUCACUGUUUCAACUUGACUCGCUCUCUGUUAGCUCUCGCUCUCUGAGCCUGAAAUCUGCCCAUAGGAGAGGAACGGACAAGGCUCAGUUGCACCAAAUGAAGUCGGACUGCUCAUCUCCCAAUCAGUACAAAAAUAUUUUUGGUCUGAAUUCUUUGUCCAACAGAAAUGGAAGCCUAUCCUACGACAGUUUGUUGAAUCCCCCUUCCACUCAUCCAGGGGUGGAUUCUACAGCACAUGCUGGGGUUCCAACUGUAGGGUACCAUUCACCAUAUUUAUCAGCCAAAAUGUGCCAGAUUCGAGGGGCAGAUCUCCAGCGCCAAGCUGUGCAAGGUUAUAGCCCGAUACAUAGAGGCUCAUCUCCACAGCAACGGGAGCCAUCGCCAGUUCGAUAUGACAACCUAUCUAAGCAAAUCAUGGCCUCCAUUCAGGAGAGAAAGGCAAUGGAAGAGCGUGGGAAGCUCAGAGCCUCGCCUGAUUCAGUGUUUCUAGACUCAGGGGCAUAUGAUGCGCCCGGCUCGUACAACGUGCAACAAAUGAACACUUUCUCAGAGGACUCGAGAAGGACAACCACUGGCAUGUGUGGUUCUCGAGAUAAUCUUAUGUCUGCUGCUACCUGCAGCACAAGGAGCCCUCUGCUGCGUGCCUCGGCUUCCUCCCUGUCAAGCACAGUGUCAAGGGUAGCAAGGACUUCUACAAGUUCUCUCCACGCAGACAUAGCAAAUAACAAUGUGCAGUCCAACCACACUUUGCAAAGCAGAUCUGUUGAGACCUCGUAUAGGUCUCCAGGACAUCAAAUCCCACCCUCCUCGUUGAUCAGAUCCCCUACUUAUGGAAGCCAAAAGCCUCUAUCCUUCGUCACUGCAAUGGAAAUGUCAGAAGGAGUGCCUCAGCCUCUGAUGACUCCACGUGAUGAGGUUCAAAUGAAGACUGCUCACAGCAAAAUUAACGGACAGCCAAAACGUUUAUCCAGGGUGGAUAGCCGGCUAAGCUCAGCUUCUAUUUCCCAUGGUGCUACAGUCAGUCCCACCAGACAGUCUAACGUAAAAAAGGUGUCGGGUGUGGGCGGGACCACUUACGAGAUUUCAGUGUGAACAGCCAUCGACCACGGCAGCUGUAAAGUUGGAUGCACUGUGAAGACUCUGUCGCAGCAGCUCUUGUGUGUUCUUGCCCAAACAGCUGCAGCCUUAUUUCUCCAGAGGUAGUAAAAUCAAAUCAGAAACAUGGUUUCAAUCCAGGGCUGGCCCACCACAAACUUUUGCUUUUUUUUUACGCUCUUCUGCACCGUAAAGUGACAUUUUAGCAUCUUGUAAAGGAGGUAUGGUUUUUAUUGAAACCACUGUUGUGUACUUGCCUAUCUAUGGGAAUCUUGCAUAAAAGUUCAUGCAGUGUUGGAUUAGUAUUAACCUGGACCUCUGCAAUGAUUUUAUGGUGGUGAAGAGUUUGGCCUGCCAUUCAAACUUGACAAUACAGUUUGACAAAUGAAAUACCUUUUAUUUUGUGUUAAUGGACAUUGGCACAAUUGUGUGGCACCAAAGCUUGUCAAUUCCCUUCCUCCUUUGGAGGAAGCGAUGCUCGUACAUCAGCCAAAAGAUCUUUUAAAACUCUCCUCUAGGAUGAGACUUAAUGCCAUUAGACAACCUUGUAUGUGAGUGUUGUGUGUGUGUGUGUGUGUGUGUGUGUGUGUGUGUGUGUACACCUGUGUGUCUAGUAGGGCUUGUAUGAAGUCCAAAUGGGAGUGUACUGCUUCAGGCCACAAGACCCUCAAAGCUAUAAGGUUGUUUGUAAAGAUAAAUAAUACGAUUUAUUAAAAGAUUAAAGAUUCUUAUCAGUAAUCAAAAGUUGGAAUUGACAGUUUUAUAGAUACCAAGAAGAGGAGUGAUCACAUCUACUGGGAUAAAGAUGAAAGAAUGUUACGAACUUUUCUCAUGUAUGUAAGUCUGGUGAAUCCAUCUGUAGAUAGGUAGGGUAUCAGAAAUCAGGUCAUUUUCACACUGCCACAAACAGUUGAACAUGGGGGUUGUGUACCCAUGAUUCACCAACAUGGCAAAUUUUUGAUUGUUGCCAUAGUUUUAUUGGGCUGGUGAGGUGAGCCUACUUCACCUUGCAGGCAGACAGAAACCAAAUCAGCAUGUAUUCCUCCUGCAUCUUGUGUCUGAUGUUGAUGCAGGACUGGGAACAGGGUUCCUGCUUCUCCAUUCUUGGACUGGAGUGGUAGUUGGAGGUAGGCUGCAACGGAAAAGGAAGGAACCAAUCAAAGCCAAUGUAUUUCCAAUGCAGUGUCUUGCAUAUUAUUUUAUGAGUUGCCAGCAAAUAACUCAAAUGUAUGUUUGUCAUGCAUUUUUAAGCUAAAGUGACACGUUGUGAUAUUAACCACUUAAAUGGACCUUGGUUUACGAAUGCCAAAGUAAGCCAGUGAGCUGCACUCGUGCUGACUUGCCUUGCGGGUAUUACAGCUUUUUUGUUUUUAAUCCAGAUCAUUUUGAUUCUUGCUUUUCAUCCUUUUGACUUAAUAACUAAAGCAGGUCUGAGGUGGAACAAUCAAAGGUUUUAUUGUGGAAUAAAAUUCACAGUGUGUCAGAUUUUAUUAUUUUAAGGAAAAUGCAGCCAUUUUUUAUUCUAGUAUUUAAUUCGAUAAGGAUGUGCUCAUCCCUUAGAAGCCCCUCAGUAGCUAUUAGCCUGAGAUUCCAAGAUCCCUAAAACCAAUAUUAAUAAUCCAUUCCCAGUUAUCUUGAAGAGAGGACUAAAUGUUGAUUGUUUAUGACAUCAGCCAUGGGCCAGAGGCUAGUACUGUCACCUCCUGGGUGUAUUCGAUGUUCGAGCCUAUGUUAAAAAUGUGAGCAAAAGAUCUAGAUUGACGCUCCAGUACUGAGGGAGGGCUGCAUUGUUAGAAGUGCCAUCACUAUUAAACCAAUGCAAGUGGAUGUAAAAGGCAGCAUGGUGUUAUUUUGAAGAUGACCAAGGGAAUAAUGCCCUGGAGUACAGUCACUAUUUACCUCUCACUCAACAUUACUCCAUGAACCAGUCAAUAUGCUAUUUGAAGGAGUUUGAUACAUUUUUCUACUUUAGAAUCAUAGUUGCACUUCUAAAGCAUUUCAAAGUGCUUUUGGACAUCAUAUGAAAGGCACUGUAGAAAUUAAUGCCUGAAUUUGAAAUCGACAUUUAGCCGAUCAAUGUUUGCUGUCGGGGACCCAAGCAUCCACUCUAUUUCCUCACUCCACAACCCCAUUUUCCUAGCUCUUUAUUGCAAAGCAAAAUAGAGAUUUCUUUUAUAAUAUUUUUAUGGGGUCAACUGCAGUCCAGACAUUUAAGUUUAGGCUAAUCCUUCAGCUUCAUCUCAUUAAUUUCUCCUGGCUUUUAUUGUGUAUCUGUUCAACCUAAUCAUAGUUCACCUCUAUAAUUUUGGAUAGGAACAGGAAUAACCCUUUAGUCUCUGGGGCUUGUUUCACCAUUCAGUGAGAACAUGGAUGAUCUAAUUCAAUUGACCCAUAUCCCUUGACCCAGCAUCAAUCAUUAGAUGUAGAAGAGGGUACCACAUUUCUACCGCAUGUGCAAGUGUUUCCUAUCUUCAUUUACUGAAAGACUCGGCUUUAUUUUAUAUACCCACCAGUGAAACUAGUUCCUCUCCUACCAAAUCUGUACCUUGUAGUAUCUUGAAAACCUCAAUGAAAUUCCCCUUUCUAAAUUCUAGCAAAUACCACUCCACUCUAUAUAUAAUCUCUCCUCAUUAUUAAACUCUUCAUUUAGUUAUUAUUUUGGUAUUGGUAUUGGUUUAUUAUUGUCACUUGUACUGAGGUACAGUGAAAAACUUGUCUCGCAAACCGAUUGUAAAGAUCAAUUCAUUACAUGGUGCACUUACAUUGGGUUAGUACAGAGUGCAUAGAUGUAGUACAGGUAAAAAACAAUAACAGUACAGAGUAAAGUGUCACAGCUAUAGAGAAAGUGCAGUGCAAUAAGGUGCAAGGUCACAACAAGGUAGAUCAUGAGGUCAUAGUCCAUUCAUUGUAUAAGGGAACCGUUCAGUAGUCUUAUCACAGUGGGGUUGAAAAUCUGUACUACACUUCAUCCAAGGCUUAUAUUUCUUUCCAAAGUUGUUGUGCCCAUAAUUUCUCCAAAUUUAGUUAACCAUGACAUUAAGUAGCCUAACCUUUUGGUAUUCUAUCUUCCAGAUAUAAAGACUAAUGUUCCAUUUACCUCUGUUCAUAUUUUCCAAGCUUACAUACAUUAAGCUCUACUGUUUCUGGCUUUCAUUUCAGAAGCUACACUGUUCAUUUAGACAAUGCUCUGUUUCGUCCUUUUUAGGUCCAAAGUAAUUGAUCUUUCAUUUACCUGUAUUUGAAAUCCAUUUGGCAUGAUUUUGCCCCUUUGCUUAAAUUGUUCAUUGAAUGCACUCAGCUAUACUGUUUACAGUGCUGCUUAUCGUUGUGCCAUCAGCAAACUUGAGUAUAUGGCAUCAUCUAGCUCAUCAAUAAGCACAGUGAAUUACUGAGAUCCCAAAAUCAUUGCACGCCAUUGCACUGUUCACAUCCUGCCAAUUGGAUGGUGCCCCAAUGUCACGAUUGUGUCCCUGGGAUUUGUCCUAAUCCAUCUCCUUUCCCCUUCCCAGUCACUCCAUCCUCAAAAUAUUUUUUUUGGCAUUUCAAAGUUAAUUUCUACCCAUUUGUUUAGUCUAUGAACAACUUUGUGAAACUUUAUCUCAUGAUACAGAAAUCAUUUCUCCCCAUCACAUUUUGAUGUAAUCCUUAAGUGUAGGCAUUGGACUCCCUCCAAAAGUCACUACGUAACUUAAUGUUACAACUCAGUUGAAAGAGGUACCAUUACUCUGUAAAGUUUGGUAAGUUACAUCACAGCACAGUGGCUUAUGCAAAAUCCCCUCGAACCUGAGUACCAGAUUCUCAUGAAAACCUCAUUAUGACAGGAUGGUGUUCAAACCCCUCCAUGGUCUCGCCCCUCCCAAUCUCUAUAAUCAUUACCAGUCCCUCUGAGAUUUCUGUGAUCUUCCAGUUCUGACUUUCUACAACUACUCUCUCCUCCUUUAACAUUAUCUUACCAACCCUUUUAGUUAUCUGUCUUAACAUCUUGUGAUAAUGUCAAAUCUUCUUUGAUAAUUAUCACAUGAGACUUGUAUUUAUUCUGUGCCUCUAAUGUAAUAAAACUAUUUUUAGAUGCUGUCAUUGUUGUUGCAAAGCUUUGUGAUGCCCUAUGGUUAUAAGGGGUGCUAUAUAGUUGAAACUAUCAGUCUAAAUGAGGCAAAUAGUACAACGGUUGGUUAGGCUACAGUCAGCCUUGUAAACAGAUCAGUUCAUAUCGAGCUGAUAUUAUAACCAAUUCUCAAUGCAACACUUUAAACAGGAGGAAUAUCAUAACUGCCCAGACAUCAGGCAAGUCAUGCUUUUGCUGAUAUUCCUACAAUAAUAAAAAAAAGCAUAAAAUAAUAGAACUAAGUGACUCCACAACCAAUGGAUCAAAUCAAAGCUCCACACUCCUGCUGCAUGCAUUUGUGAAUGGUGGGGGAUAAUUAAACAGGAUGUGGCAACUCCAAGAACACCCCUACCCUCGGGGACGGCAGGGACCGGCAUGUUAGUGCUAAAGACAAGGCUGAAGCAUUUGCAGCUGUGUUCAACCAGAAGGACUGAGCAGGAUAAUCCAUCUUAAACGCCUGCUGAGAGCCCCACAUCACAGAAGCUGGUCUCCAGCCAGUUCAAUUCAUUCCAUGGUGAUGUCAAUAGACUACUGAAGACAGCAAAUGUUUAGGGACCAGACGACAUUCCAGCUGAAAUUAUGAAAAUUUGUGCUCCAGAACUAGCUGCAUCUCUCACAAAGCUAUUCUGGCAUAGUUACAAUAGUGGUAUCAACCUGCCAGUGCUGUAAAAUCCCCAAGUGCAUUCUGUUCAAAUCCGAUCCCACUGAUUACUGGCUAAUCAGUCUACUUUCAAUCAUCAGUAAAGUGACGACAGUUCAGUCAAACAGCAGUUACCCAUCAAUAACCUGUUCACUGUUGCCCAACUUGAGCUUCACCAGCAACACUUGGCUCCAGACCUCCUCAGCCUCAGUCCAAAUGUGGACGAAACAGCUGGAUUCCAGAAGUAAGGUAAAAUUGACUGCCCUUGAUAUUGAGGCAGAACUUGACCAAGUACAGCAUCAAGGAAAGAGUCCUUGUAAAAUGUAAAGUCAAUGGGCAUCGGGAAUACACUCCAAUGGUUGCAUAAGGGGUAAUGGUUGGUCAAUGCCAGCCUCUGCAUCACUCUAAGAAUUCCUCAAGGCACUGUCCUAAGGUCAACCAGCUUCAGCUGUUUCAUUGAUGCCCUUCUUCCAUCAUUGGACCAGAAGUGGGGAUAUUUGUUGCACAGUUUUCAUUCCGAUACAACUCCACAGUGAAUGAAGCAGCUCAUAGCUGCAGGCAGUAAGAUCUUUCGGGCAAUGAGCAUUUCCAACAAGAGAGAGUCUGUCCAACUGCCCUCGGUGUUCAGUGGCAAUGCCACUGGACGUUCACCACGGUCAACACCCUGAGGUUCACCGUUGUCCAGAAAUUCAACCAUCUGCACAAAUACCAUGGCUACCACAGCAGUUCAGAGGCUGGUUAUUUUGUGGUGAGCAACUCGCCUCCUAAUAUUCCAAAGGCUUUCAUCCACAUAUAAGGCAUGAGUCAGGAGUAUAAUGGAAUAUGUAUCUGGAUAAUCACAGUUCCAAAAAUUCUCAAGACAUUGUCCAGGGUAAGAAUACCCACUUGAUUGCUGCCCCAUCCACCAGCUUAGACAUUCAUUCUCCUCAUCACCAGCACACCAUGACUGCAAUGUGGACCAUCAUUGUACCUCCUCACUUAGGCUGACAGUGCCUCCCAAACCUGUGAGCAAGUGCAUGGCAAUAUUCCUACCUGUACAUCCUCCUCCAAGUCCUGCACCAUCUCCAUGUCGAAAUAUUUCAUUGUUCCUUUGUCAUUACUCGGUCUAAAACCUGGAACUUCCUAGGCAACGUUAAGGGAGCAGCCCCACCAGAAGAUCUGUGUUAGAAGGUAGCUCAAGAAGCUGAGUCAGUCCCAGCUUCCCAACAGGGAAUUAAUGAUGGAGGCAAUAAAUGCUGGCAUCUGGGAAAAUGAAUAAAUAAAAAAAUCCUCAUACCUCUGCACCUUUAAAAAAACACAUGAUUUAUGCAGUGUCCUCUUCAUGUGGCAUUAUAUAAUAUGCCUAUCAAUGGUGACCUACGUGUUUGAAAUUCCUGUUAAUUAUGCGGCUGGGCAACAUUUUAAAGUAAUUAGCAUGAGGUUAUUUUCAAAUCUGCAAUACAGUACUCAGCUGAUAGUAGAAGUUAACACAAGUCUUUUUGAACUAUUUGAGUCAAGCAAUGACUAAAAUGCUUGUGUCUGAAGUACAUUUAUAGUACUGCUACUGCCUCUGUUCCCCAAAUCACCACAGAUUUUGAAUUCCUGUCCCAGCACCACCAGACAGCAAGACGUGUAUUGCGAAACAAUACUUCCAUCGACAACCUCAAAUCAGAGUUAAACCAAAUCUUUCAAUAGAGUGUGAUACCACACAAGCUGGGAGCUGCCCACAGGAUCUGUGGGUACUGAACGUUCAGCACAGCAAACUUAAAUGUCUUCUUGUUGGAACAUUUCCAAAAUAUCAAAUUGGAUUUUUCAUUCUUACAUCUCAAGCUCUCUUUAGAAAAUAGCACAACUCCAACCCUUGUCUAUAAACAGCCUCUUCUAAUCCAAGAGUUUAUCAUGGGAAUUUCAUUUCCAAGCAUGCAAAAUUUGAUAAAAUUUUCUCUUGUAAAGAAUAUUCCCUUGAACACAGUUUUACAGCCCUCUCAAUACUUUGAAAUCUCUCUUAUCCUCCACCUCCACUGUAUUUUUUUCAGACCUUUGAAAACAAUGUGCAUCAUUCUACAGUGUACAUAUGGCAAGGCUUUCCCUAUUUUUUGUGUGGAAAGAGCAUGGGUUGACUGGUGUAGUUUGGUGUAGUCCCCAGGUGUGGAGAGGGUUGGGACGUAAGCUUCAUUAAAUGGCUUGCUGGAACUUCAAAAAUCAGCAAUUUUUUUUUCUUUUUGGUCUUGACUCUGAAAGCUUUUGCAUAAGAAAUCAUCUUGAAUUUUAGUUGAUCUGUGUUUUGGAGGAAUUGUCCUGCACAUGCAUAUAUAUAUGUGUGUGUGUGUGUGUGUGUGUGUGUGUGUGUGUGUGUGUGUGUGUGUGUGUGUGUGUGUGUGUGUGUGUGUGUGUGUGUGUGU
Messenger RNA from Pristis pectinata (smalltooth sawfish), 9636 nucleotides. RefSeq names its product zinc finger DHHC-type palmitoyltransferase 8b (gene zdhhc8b). The record is from RefSeq and is a predicted model, not a curated record. Gene Ontology annotation, biological process: protein palmitoylation. Gene Ontology annotation, molecular function: palmitoyltransferase activity. The transcript is spliced from 11 exons. The coding region runs from base 162 to 2507 and encodes 781 amino acids. Lineage: Eukaryota; Metazoa; Chordata; Chondrichthyes; Rhinopristiformes; Pristidae.